Messenger RNA from Chiroxiphia lanceolata (lance-tailed manakin), 4945 nucleotides. It is a transcript of the gene MFAP5, whose product is annotated as microfibril associated protein 5. Lineage: Eukaryota; Metazoa; Chordata; Aves; Passeriformes; Pipridae. Bases 142 to 642 code for a protein of 166 amino acids. Gene Ontology annotation, biological process: embryonic eye morphogenesis. The transcript is spliced from 9 exons. The record is from RefSeq and is a predicted model, not a curated record. Gene Ontology annotation, cellular component: microfibril.
UGUAUUUUGAAGACAACCAAAAGGAGAACGUAUUCCGGGUGUGGCUGCAUGUGAUUUACCCAAUAGCCAAAGUGGGGGGGACGCCGAAGGGGAAAGACAGAACGUUGUCUGCCGAAGGGAGUGGAAGCUGAGGGCUGCAGGAUGAAGAACUCUGGAACCUGUAUACUGUUGUGUCUCUUGGCACUCUUCUUGUCCCCAGCUGACUGGUUUCCAUGCGUGGUCAAUGGGCAAGAACCAGAAAGUGCAACUGGUGAUGUUACCCCCGCCUCUCUUCUCAGCAGCCCUGCUGCAGCUGUUACACCACCUGCAGUUCCUCCUUCCGUUCUGUCUGACAGCGAAACUGCAACGGCUUCAUCAGAUUGCCGUGAAGAAAAGUUCCCUUGCACGCGCCUGUACUCUGUUCACAAACCAGUAAAGCAGUGUAUCAGCUACCUCUGCGUCCUCAGUGUGCGUCGCAUGUACAUAAUAAACAAGGAGGUGUGCUCUCGCAUUGUCUGCAAGGAGAAUGAGGUCAUGCAAGAUGAGAUCUGUCGCCAGCUGGCUGGCCUUCCUCCUCGACGUCUCCGCCGAUCUGGGCAACCCCUGCCUCUCCCUUGCAGACAGCUCCUGGAGCAGCAGCAUGGAAGGCCUGAUGCUCUGUGAACUCCCAACAGCAGGAGAGGAAAAGGAAGGAAGAGAAGAGAAAUCCUCAUCCACUACCUACCCGAGACAAGUCCUUCUUGUUUGUGAUUUCCCCACCAUUUUCUUGCUUCUGUGCCUUCCCCUACAUUCUUUUCUUCAGGUGCUGCAGUACACAGAGCACUCUGCUAGUCUGUUAUGGUGGCUGUCGUCAUCUUUAAAAUCUGUUGCUGAGGAUAGAAGAUGCUCCCUCCUUUCCCUCUGUCUGGCAGGCCAUGAGCUGCUCAUUUCCCAGAGGUCCUUAUAAAUGUGCUGCAUCUUCUCUUGCUUUGUCCCUGGAGGGAUAUUCUGUAUGGGGACAGGAUGUAGUUCUCUCCAGUGGUACAGAUGCCCUAAGCUUCAUUUCAUGUGGAGGAGUACAAACUAGAACUAGGCCCUAGGACUUCUGCCCUUUAUUUCUUGCAAUGGCAUCAGUAUGAGCUCAGAUAUUGUUAGUCAGCCUGAGCCUCUCUGAUUCUCCUGAGCCACUGCAUUUGUUGUGUGAUAGCACAGUCUCCUCCUUGUGUCUGCUGGCAUCAGAGAAGUGACAGAAAUGGGAGAUGAGCUAUCCUGAACCCAAGGCAAACCUCAUUGCCCCUGGAUGGCAACAGAUCAUUUAUAACUCCCUCUGGGAAGUUCUUUGUCCCAAGCCCAUUGCCUCCCUCACACACAACUGCUGCCAAAAGGAAGAAUUCUGGAUUUAGUAUGGCAUUAUAUUUUUCUCGAGAAGAUUAUGUUGGAACAGAGUGUUGCCUCUUACACUCCCUCGUCUCCUCUCCCCUAUUCUUGUCCCUCCCUUCCCAUUGAAGACAUCUCUUGAUGUCCAUUCCAGGCAAGUUCCAGGGAGCAGUAAUUACGGCUGUCUCCACUCCUAAGCCCAAGAAAGCCCAUGAAGAACCUGCGUGUCCUGACAGUACGGGGAACUUGCAAUGAAUUAGCUUGUCCUGCUGUCUUGUCUUGGUCUGGCUACCUCCACACUCUCCAGUUGCUGAGCUUGCUUUCAAUAUCUCCACUUGAGUUCCUACCUCUUGACCUGGAAGCUUCUGCACAAAGCAGAAAGGAGUCACAAACUGGAAUCAGAUGUGAGAGAAGAAUUAUUAUCUGGGAUCCCUGGUUAUCAGGGACCUGCGAUUUUCCUGCAGGUUCUCUGACUCUGCUGACCUGUACAGAGCCAGGUGCUGAUGGGGAAGGUAAACAUAUCUGCAGAUAUAAGUGCUUAUAGAGGCAGGCCAGCCUGGGGAGAAGAAUUACUCUGGUAGCACUGGAUGUCUGGUCUGCUCAAGAACUUUGUAUUUCAGAUAUAUGGAGAACAUUUCCAGGUAUAUGGGCAGUUUACAUGAUGACACUGGGUAGGGUAAGUGGGGAAGAGCAGUCUGAACUGUAUUAAUUAUUCUGUGUGACUCUCAGUGGCAUAAUUCUGUGGGGCACCGGAGCACUGCAGCAGAUCAGCAAGGCCCUGUCUCUAGGACCUCUGUGUUGUUCCCAACUAACAGAGAGCCAGUUCGCCAGAUUAGGCAUUCACCCCCAUGACAUAAUAUACUCUGCUGCUGAACAGAGUACCAUUCACCCUUGCAGGGACACUGCUCUCCUGCACAGAGCCAAGGUCACACAAUAUCAGGGACAGUUUGCUGCACAGAGGCAGAUGUCUCUUGAGAAAAAAACAAUGUAAGACCCUCUCACCUGGACUAGGAUUUCUGCUGUAUGCAUCAAUAAGCUGUUUACAUCCUCUCUGUAGAGGAAGACACCCUGUGCAGACAGAUUUGUUCCAUAUGAGGUCAAAAUUGUCCAUAGAUGGGCUAAAUCUCUCUGUAUUAAGCCAGUACGCAGGAGAAAGAAUUUCAAGUUAUGCAGUGUCUGGAAUUUCAUCCCAUGCAUAGGAGCAUUGCACCCCUACUCAGGGAAUGAUGCUCCUCCUCAGUCUAGUCUCUGGAGACUAGGUAUGGAGGAGGAAUUUCUCUGUGCUGAGAGAGUGCAUGUUUCUGUAGAAAGGAGGUCACUGAGAGCUUGAUCUCACAGAAAUUCAAGCCACUGGCAGCCACUGACUUCCAUGAUGGGAUACCUCUGAAAAUUGCCUGUGUGGAGGAAGGUAGGAUGGAGACGAGAUAUUAGAGGGACAUCUUGGAAAUUGGACUAGGCCAAGUCUCCACUUUGUAUUUAGAGUUGACUAUAAGCUGAUAUAGAUAUAUAGCUGUGUAACAUAGCUCCUGUACAGCAUAUAGAAAUUUAACAUUCAUACAGUUUGGGAAGUAGUUAGAAGCCUUUCUGUUGCUUGCUUUCAGCAGGGUCAGGAAGAGGUGCUCCUGUCCAGGAGAACAUUGUUUUAAUGCUAGAGUCUAUAUAAUGCGUAUUAAAGGAAAAUUUAUUUCCUAUUAUUCUUGGCAACUCUCACGUGUUUGGGUCUAUUUGUCACUUGCUGUAUUUCCUCCAGAUUUGUGGGGAAACUUGACUCCAGCCCAAAUCUGUCAUUUGGAGCUUUUUACUCCCUGCUAACCUAGUCCUCUGCUGCCACCCUCCCUUCACUCAUGAAUCACAGGUCUUCCUGGGAAGUCAUUAUUUUUUCUAGAGAAACAUAAAAUUUGCUCCAGCAUAGCUGUGCUAGAUUUUCCUGACAGUUGGUAGCUGCUGAACACAAGGAUAACUCCUCCCAGCCCAUUAAAUUUGUGCUGAAAACACAUCUUUUCACUGUGCAUGUGCCAUGACUUUCUGGUAAAGAAUUAACAUCUCCAAGUAAAAUGGUAAGGUGACUGAAGUAAGAGAAGAGCUGUGCUAACUAUCACAUGAGUGAAGAAGAAUUUGUUCACUACAGCCAUUUAACUCAAUAAUGGGAAAAUUACAUAUCUAGGUCAAAAGGAUUAGAAGAAUUUCUCUUUCAUUGAUUUUCUGAUUUUUUAAUAGAUUCGUCAGGCACUGACUGUGCAUCAUAUUUUCAUUGAAAAGGUAGAGCACUCAGAGUUUGGGGCACUCUAGGCAGUGUGUUCAUGUGCAAGCAGUGAGGUCUGCAUUUAGAUGGUAUUUCUAGAACAAAAGUGGCUGUGGCCCAAAUUACCCAUUAAAGUGCCUCUGACAGUGUCCCAUAGGACUUCAGGACUAAACCACACAAUGCAGAUUAUUGCACAGUGCUAUCCCCUAGAAGCAAUGCCUCUUCCUGGCUGAUGCUGUGAUGUCCCUAUCUUGGACUGUUAUAAUGGAAACAGCCUCAACCCCAAGUGACUGUAGAUGUUGCUCCCACCUACACAGGCCAAACCCUGCUCUGUCUCAUGAGCUCUUGACCUGUGCAGUGUCCCUCUAUUGGCACUUUCCACUGGCUGUGUGUGCCAUCAGAUUUUUGUGACUCAGUUUAUCCUUCCCUUUUCUUACAGCACCGGAGUCUGCAGACACACUUCCCCACCUUCAUUAGCACUUAUUCCAUAUACAGAUUUACCUUCCCUGCCAUUCCAAACUGAAUUGCCAUGGUUGCUGGUCUCUGGAUAGAGCCUUCUCUUAUAAACCAGAGCAGUGGUUGUAAAUACAGCUCCAGCUAGGUCUGCUGUUCAUGCAGUUGGGCUAGCCACAAAGAAAGCUGCCAGAGGCCUGUUUUAGAAACAUGGUCCUGUGUUUGUGGCUGAUUCUCACAAACUUCUGACCUGGAGCGGGAGUUAGAUGUCUUGCAGUCACUACCGACACAAUGGUUGUUCCCGCUCCUUUCACUGUCACGGCUCCCCACUGCUGAGCAGUGUUGCCAGUUUGAAGGCUGCUGUUUGAAGGCCAGUGUUCUGAUGCUUGGUCCCCUGUUGGAAGCAGCUGCCAUGUCACCUAGAAGCUCCAUGUUUCCUGAAUCUUUCCACAAUAACCCACAGCAUGAACAAAAUAUGUUGACAUCAGGCGUCUCAGCUUGGAGGGAUCCCUUAAGAGCAUCCUUCUGGCUGGGAUGUGGGCUUGUCCUUCACAGAGGGGACUGGUGCUUGCAGCUUAUCCAAAAAAAGCACCCCUAUUAAACAAAGACUAGCUGGCUGGAAACCAAAAGGGACUUAAAAAUUAGAGAAAAAAAAAAAGUUGUGGUUGGGUUUUUUCCCCCCAAAGAUUUUAAAGGUACACAAUCCUAUAACAUUGACUGCUGGCACCACAUGGUCUGACAUUGUUUGACAGUGUACCUUCAUCCAGCUGUGAACAGUCCCUUGACAGGGCACAGGAAAUCUGAAUUCCAUUUCUGAAUCUCUUAACUUCCUGCUCUCUGAUCUUCAGCAUCCUGCUCUUUUCUCUCUGUUCCUUGCUAUCCAUAGCCCCUGUAGUGCAGCAAGUUGGAAUAAAC